AUGGCUUCCACUUCCAUCUGCCGAGGAUUGUCGCAAUUCUCAAGAGUUGCGGCUCGUUCUUCCUCCCUCUCCCUUCAGCACUCCAAGAGAGCAGCCGCUCCUUUGACUCUUCGGUCUUGGUUCUCCAGUUAUCCUCCUCAUGAAGUUGUUGGACUCCCAGCUCUAUCGCCAACAAUGGAAACUGGUACAAUUGCUAGCUGGAACAAGGAAGAAGGAGAUACCUUUGGGCCAGGAGAAAGUUUGUGUAGUGUGGAAACCGACAAGGCAACUGUCGACUUUGAAGCACAGGACGAUGGUAUUGUGGCAAAAAUUCUCGUUCCAGCCGGAUCCGAUGAGAUUCAAUGCGGGCAACCUAUCAUGAUUACAGUCGAAGAAGGAGAGGAUAUCUCUGCCUUUGCGGACUAUGUUUUGGAGGAGUCUGCCGCUCCUGCUCCAGCGGAACCUGCUGCUGCGGAACCAGCUCCAACUCCUGCCCCAACUCCCACACCACCUCCAGCUGCUGCACCAGCACCCGCUGCCGCACCUUCUGGUGGACGUGUCGUAGCCUCUCCGUUGGCACACAUGUUGGCCAAAGAUAUGGGAUACGACAUUUCGUCCAUUGUUGGAACUGGACCUGAUGGCCGCAUUAUUGCCGAUGAUGUCAAAGAAUUCGACCCUUCCACUGUUUCUGCUGCCAUGCCUACCGAAGGAUCACCUGGCCAAGCAGCCAUUGCUGCAGCAGAUCCCAUUCCAGGAGUUGGAUAUAUGGAUUAUCCAAUCUCUGCUUCUUCCAAGGAAACUGCCAUGCGAUUGGCACAAUCUAAACGCAAUGUUCCUCAUUACUAUUUGACAGUCGAUGUUACCAUGGACGAACUACUCAAGCUUCGAUCCACUUUGUCUAGUGUCCUUGGAGAGGAGAGCAACUUGGGAGUCUACGAACUCAUUAUUAAGGCUGCUGCCAAAUCCAUGAAGGCUGUUCCUUCUGCCAAUGCCAGUUGGAUGGACAGUGUAGUCCGUGUGUACGAUUCGGUCGAUGUCAAUGUCGUGGUUGGAACUGGAGAUAAUCUUUACUCUCCUGUUAUCAGAGAUUGCGGUUCCAAGGGCCUCAAGGGCAUUUCCGAUGAAUUGAAUGCCGCUGUUACAGCUGUCGAGGAAGGUGAAUUGUCUUCGGAAUUUGCAUCCAUGGGAACCCUCACAAUUUUGAACUUGGGAAUGUAUGGAGUCAAGUCGUGUGCACCUGUGAUUCGAGAGCCACAAUCUGUUGCUUUGGCAAUCGGUGCUUUGGAAAACAGAAUUGUGCCGAACGAUGACCUCGACAGUGAGGAGAUUUACAAAGAAAGUGUUGUGAUGACAGCCACUUUGAGUUGUGACCAUCGAGUAGUUGACGGAGCUGUUGGAGCACAAUGGCUCAGCGCCUUCAAGUCCUACCUGGAAAGCCCAUCUACGCUCUUACUAUAA
Molecule: messenger RNA, 1437 nt
Organism: Cylindrotheca closterium
Lineage: Eukaryota; Bacillariophyta; Bacillariophyceae; Bacillariales; Bacillariaceae
Source: the annotation of a GenBank genome assembly